AUGGAUCGGUCGAUCUACGAGGCAUGCAGUGAUUUGGUCGAGCAUUUUGGCCGCAAGGUGAGCGCUGACGAGAUCCUGUCUCAGAAGGUCAACAACCUGGUUCCCAUUCCUUUCAAGUCCAGGGAAGACUUGGAAUUAGCCGCCAGCGCCGAUAAGCGGGACGGCGUCUACACUGGCGAUCUCAUGCCCCAGAUAGAUCUGAAGGUGCUACAUUACUAUGCGACUCAGCUGGUGGUGCAAAAAUAUCCGCACCUGAUCAACUGUUUUGACGAAACGGCGCUAGUCACUUUGGGGCUUUUGGUGGAAGAGUGGGUCUGUGACUAUCUGAAGCAACGGGAUCCGGCCCACUCCAGCCCGGUGGAAUCGAUAUCGAAAAAGACUGACUACAGACACUCUCCUUCCGACAUUUAA
Molecule: messenger RNA, 411 nt
Organism: Lachancea dasiensis
Lineage: Eukaryota; Fungi; Ascomycota; Saccharomycetes; Saccharomycetales; Saccharomycetaceae
Source: the annotation of a GenBank genome assembly